AAGAUACUCUUUCUUUUUGCUUUCAUUUCAUCAUCAUCGUCAUGCUUUUUCCUCUCAUUUGAACACACGCUCUUCAUCCUCUUCAUACAAACCUUCUUCUUCUUUUCCUUCAUUCAUGUCACUCUUCAACUCUUCUUUCUUCCUCUGAUCCGUUUCUUCAUGGGUUGUUUUCCCUCCAAACACACUCGCAAGAGAAAUGCUAGUUUCAAGCCACAACAAUCAAGUGUCUCUUUGGUUCAGGAUCAAUCCAAAACCCUAAUUAGCCCUUCACUACAACAACUCCAAGAUAAAACUGAGGAGCAACUAAGUGUUAGCACCAGAAAAAAAGUUACUUUUGAUUCCAAUGUGCAAACUUAUGAACCUGAUUUGCCUGAUGAGGUUUUAGAUUUUUCACCAGAGAAGAAGAAUGAAGAAGGUGAAAAGGAGGAAGCUUUGGCUAAACAAAGCGGUUCGAAGUCAUCUUCUUCUGAAGAUAGUUCUGUGACUUCAACCGGUUCUUACCCUUCUAAUCACCGGUACCAAAAUUGCAGGGAUAGUGAUGAUGAAGAAGAGAUUGAGGAUUGGGAAAGUGAAAUCAGUGAUGAGGAUGAGAGUGAUGGAAUUGAAGGAGAAUGUGAAUUGGGUGUGGAGUUUGAAGAAGAUGAAAUGGCAUACUCAAGGUCAAGAAGGGUAAUAAAUGAUGCUGUUGAAGUUGAUCAUGUGUUUACUGAGGAGGUGGAGAGUCCUAUCCCUAUUUGUGAAAGAGAUGUGAAGUCAAUUGGGUUCAAUUCCAAUGCUAGAGACAGAAGUGUUUAUGUUCAUCCCGUGCUGAACCCGGUCGAAAAUCUCUCCCAGUGGAAAGUUGUUAAGGCUAAACGGACAAUACCAUUAAGGCCUCUUAAAGAGAAUAAUGUUUGUUCCAAUUCCAACCAUGAAUCACAGGUUGCAUUUGGUGUUAAGGAAGUUUCAGAAACCGAAACACCUAAGAAGUUGAACCGGGAAAUCGCAGUCGAUGCUAGCCUUUCUAAUUGGUUGGCUUCGUCGGAGACUACACCUGUUAACAAGGCUUGUUUGUAUGGCGGUGGUGUUGCUGCUACUCCUGACAGGAGCGCCUCACAACAAGGUUCAAAUUCUGUGAUAAGUCAUGAAGAUAGGCCUAUUUUAGGUGCUUUAACAUUGGAUGAGAUUAAGCAAUUUUCCGCUACUUCGUCCCCGAGGAAGUCACCUUGUAGGAGUCCUGAUGAGAUGCCUAUUAUAGGAACAGUUGGGUCCUAUUGGAAUUUUACUGGCUCUGCCGAGGAUUCUGCCUCAGUCUCAUCCUUUAAAGGAAUUCCAAACACAACUAGCAAGUAUAGAGAGGAUAAGAAGGUGACUUGGCACGCUACCCCGUUUGAGACAAGGCUAGAGAAAGCAUUGAAUAGAGGUGCUGCUGAAGCUGCUUCUACUUGUGUUCCUCAUGUAUUUUAGAAAGAGUUUGCAAGGGAUGUGUUUGAGAAGUGUAUUGUGUUGGGAAUGCAUUUUUUAAUUCUUUCUAUAAAUGAAAUGUAAUGUGUACUUUGUGCUUGUAAUUGUACUUGGCUUUAAAGUUCAAUCUAUUAUGUGUCUCUUUAGUUUGGUUUCACAGCUUAUUUUCAUAUUUAUUCUAAGGCUCAAUAAGUUUCAUAUAA
Messenger RNA from Cicer arietinum (chickpea), 1646 nucleotides. RefSeq lists its product as uncharacterized. Lineage: Eukaryota; Viridiplantae; Streptophyta; Magnoliopsida; Fabales; Fabaceae. The record is from RefSeq and is a predicted model, not a curated record. Gene Ontology annotation, biological process: male meiosis II.